Molecule: messenger RNA, 1317 nt
Organism: Aspergillus oryzae RIB40
Lineage: Eukaryota; Fungi; Ascomycota; Eurotiomycetes; Eurotiales; Aspergillaceae
Product: NAD(P)/FAD-dependent oxidoreductase
Exons: 3
Coding region: 1-1317 (438 amino acids)
Molecular function (GO): saccharopine oxidase activity; flavin adenine dinucleotide binding; sarcosine oxidase activity
Source: RefSeq, a predicted model, not a curated record
AUGACCACACACAACCCCUCCUACCUCAUUGUUGGUGCCGGUGUCUUUGGCGUGUCAACGGCCUAUCAUCUCAUCCAGAAGUAUCCCAAUGCGUCGGUGACUCUGGUGGACCGAGAUGCAUACGACGCCGAGUCUCGUGUGGCGGCAUCAUGGGAUUGGAACAAGGUUGUCCGCGCCGACUACGAUGACAAGGUCUACUGCCAACUGGCUCUGGAGGCCCAGGACAUUUUCAAAUCGGAUCCUCUUUGGAAGCCUCAUUUCCACCAGACUGGCGUCUACUGGACGUGCCGCAGCAGCUAUGCACAAAAUGUCAUCACCAAUCAUAAGGAGCUAGGCCGCAACGACGAUAUCAUUGCCCUGCCUGUCGCAGAGGCCCGAAAGCUUUACGGUGGUAUUUUUGACAACGCUGACUACACCGGUGUCAAGGAGGUUCUGAUUAACAGGGCCAGUGGUUGGGCCGCCGCCGGUGAUGCUCUUCGAGCAGUCACGAAAAAGUGCCUGGAAUUGGGUGUCAAGUACGUGACGGCUGACAUUGCUACUCUACAAUUUGAUGGUCGCGGUUCAUGUACUGGGGUCAAGACCAAAUCGGGACAGACCUUGUCGGCUACACAUGUUAUCGUCGCUGCUGGUGCUUUCACGCCCACCUUGCUGGAGUGGUCUGCUGCGGCGAGCGGCAAUCCUGGCCUGCGAGCUGAAGAGAGAAUUCUGGCCGCGGGAAUUACAACGGGCAUGGCGCAGCUCAAUGAGGAGCAGUACGAGAAGUUCAAGGACAUGCCCGUUGGCUUCCAAGGCUACACGCCCAAUGAGGGCAAGCCCUUCAUUGGUAGCAUUCCUCCUACCAAGGACAGAGAGCUCAAGUGGUGGGGUUCUAAGAUUUUCACCAACACCCGAGAGGUACUACCCGGUCGUUAUAUCUCAUCGCCCCCUCCCACAUUCGACUACAACCAGUGGAAGGUGCCUGGGCCUCUUAAGCAGGACAUUGUUGAGGCCAGGAAUCUAUGGUAUGGGCCCGCGAGCGCAGAUUGGAAGAUGACGAAACACCGAAUUUGCUGGGACGCUUUCACCACUACCUCUGAUUUUAUCAUUUCUCCUCACUCUGCCUCCAAGGGUCUCUACAUCGCCACUUGUGGUUCGUUCCACGGCUUCAAGUUCUUUCCCGUGCUGGGCAAGUAUGUCGUACAGAUGCUUGAGGGCGAGUUAGCGCCAGAAUUGAUCGAGAGAUGGGCUUGGGAUCGGCAGCGUCCUGAUUCGUCCCAAAACGUUGAGUAUCCAAACGCUGAGAUGAAGCAUCUUUUGCAGCCUGCAUCGAAGCUAUAA